This is a messenger RNA of Malaya genurostris, 15470 nucleotides long. RefSeq lists its product as uncharacterized. Lineage: Eukaryota; Metazoa; Arthropoda; Insecta; Diptera; Culicidae. The coding region runs from base 2025 to 3305 and encodes 426 amino acids. The transcript is spliced from 11 exons. Gene Ontology annotation, molecular function: protein binding. The record is from RefSeq and is a predicted model, not a curated record.
UCGUCGGGAGUAGAUAUUUCGGAGUUCGGAGUGAUAAUUUGGAAAUUGUGGUUCAUUUUUUCCUGCACUAUACCGAGACAGCAAAAUCGAGGACCACAAACAGAGUGGUUGAUUGCGGUCGUUUCUAUUUCCACCUGUUUCCACUCCUCGGUUGGAGUGGUGAGGAGUGUCCCGUCGGCCGAAUGAUAUGCUGUGUGCUUCUAUAUACGCCUUUAAUUAGUGAAUGUAGAGUGGUUCUAAUUGAAAAAGUUUUGGAGGCUUAAAGUAUGGGUAGAGUAAAUUUGUGUUCCUGUGAGCUUUGAGCUUCCGGACUUCCUUACUCAAUUAUACAGUUUUAAUUAGUGAUGGAAGCGAACUGUAUGGAAUCUGGUCAAUUACUGCGAAAUCAAGGCUCCAUGAAGCAGACGAGCGGUCCAGUGGUGAAAGUUCAAUAAAUUCAUUAGUGCAUGAGUGCGCAAGAUAAAUAUAAUCCUUAUCGAUUCUGAUCGUAUCAGUGCUACUGGUUGAAGAAACGCGAAAACGAACCAAUUUGCUGAUGUAUAACAUAAAAGUGCCACAAAUCGUAUUUCAUAUAGGAUAUUGAUAAGACGAUAAGGCACCAUCCACUAGAAGCAACCAUCGAAGCGCAUUGUAUCUGGCGAAUUCGCCGGCAGAAUCCUUACAUAUGUGGUAAUGUGAUAAGUAUAUUGUACUGCUGAUACUGCACUUGGAUAGCGAGCAAACCAGUUCAAGCGGUAAACCCACUUACAAUUUGUCGUCUUGACAAACAGCUGACGGGCAGGCACUCUUGAUAGCAGUGCACCGGGCAGGACGGUGGGAGUGGCAAAACCUUUUCUGGUUCAACCGCAAUUUCUGCUAUACCGAGUGUUGUUGGUCGAAAAGCCGAAGGGCAAAUUGGAAGCAAAUUUGAAACUUGGUAAAAACGCGCUACUCCGGGACGUUCUUUUGUGAUCGAAACCACUCGGGGCUCGGUUGGACAAAGUGGAUGGAAAUUUGUCCCCGGUGAAAGAUGAUUAUUCGGGCGAAAUGGUAACCGACGAUAACGAGCUGGAAAACGGCGUUGAUAGAAAGAAAAUUACCAAAAUUAAAAGUUUAUUGUUGUGUGUUUUACUUGUGAAUUUUUAAAAUGGUGAAUGCUGGAUUUUCAAUGUGCAACGCGAAUACAGUGGAAACGCGGUACCGCAGCUCUGCCUAGAUUUACCGAUUGAGGAGAUAUUACGGCACGGAAUGUAGCAAAAAACAAAUCCUUGCAUUCCUUGGGGCAGAAAGUUAGCAGCGGAACGCAAUUCAUCCAACCAAAUCCAUGCAAUGAGUCUGACAAAGUAUGCCAAACUGUGCCAAUCAUUUGAGCAGCGUGUGAAAAAGCGUCACAGGAUAUCAUCUGGUAAACGAGCGAACGGGAUAGUGUAGAUAUUGGAUUAGGAGUGUGACAAUCCUUACUUCAAACGGCUUUGGUUAAGGAAAGAGCAAAAAAAGUGCGAUUCCAUUGAAGUAGUCCAUUGCCAGGUGGGAAGGAAUAAACUGUUUUGUGAGUUAUGGUGAUGCUCGCGAGUCGUGAUGGGUAGAAAAAAAUGGAAGGAAAUUCUCUUAAAUUCGAUGGAAAUUCUUUACCUCUGUUUUUCAAGCAGGCAAUAUUGGAACCAGUAGAAAGGAUCAAAGGUACAAUGCCAAAAUUUUGCUAAAGCCUUUAUGUGACGGUUUAGCGAUUGAUGGUUGAAAAUGCUUCACAUACAAAAAAUGUGUCCGUAAAUCUGUGAAAAGCAUUGCAUAUAGAAAUGAAACUUUUGGGCGGCUUCGGAAUUUUUCAGAUGAGUCGUUGAAAAGUGAAAUCGGUGUUGUUUUUUUUUACGUACAGUGAAUCUUCUCAGUGUUAACGAAAACGGUGAUAAAUAUUGUCGACCUGGACAUAGCACUAGAUAUUUUUAGUACUGGAACGACAGAUGACUGAUUCGAGCUAGAGCAGACAGGAUCAAAUGCAUCAGAGCUUGUUGAGAGAGCAGGACUGAAGGGCAUCGCAGUUUAAGAUGCUCGCUUUUGCCGCAUUACUAGCCAUACAUGCUGGAUUUGCUGGUUCGAUUCCUAGUGCACCGGAGAAUAUUACCAUUACGUUCCUCACACCAACCUCGGUUCGAGUUUCAUGGCAGACUUCGAUGGACCCGCACACGAUGCCAGUUGACAAAUAUGACGUUACCUACAAACCGACCGAUGCCAGUUACAGGGUUGUCGUAGUGGUGGCCGGAAACCGGGAGGCGGUCACACUCGGAGGACUCUCACCCGACACACAGUACCAGCUGACGGUAGCAGCCGUCUGGAGCGGAAAAAAGUACCGCAGCCGACCGAUCGUAUUCAGAACGCUGGAGCCACCUAGGACGUCAUACCAGCAGGAUUCCGGUGCGCUCGCUGGCAACAGCGGGCCACCGAUCUCCCCGCAUGCUGACACAGCACCGUCGCUGAGCGGAUUCGGAAUCUUCAGCGACGAAUUCGGCAACAUCUCAGUUAACUCAACAUCACGAGAACUUCCAACGAUCCGUGGCGUCGAGAUCGGCAUCGUAGUGUUAGUGUUGAUAGUGUGGGCUGGUGCUAUAGCUUUAUUUUUCAAUCGAUGGGGUAAAAUCCGAAUGUUACUUCCAUAUCAGCCGGACUACAAACAGGAACAACUGAAAGUUCCUGGGACAGGCGUUUGUGCCAACGGCAGCUGCAACGGGCAGCACUCGCAUCAGGAAGCACAAUCUGGACUGGGGAAAGUUUUUGCCAAUUUGAAUCUCCAAAAUGAGUAUGGACAGCUACUCGAGAAGCAGCCUUACCAUCCUUGGCCGGAGGAACCAUCUUCGGUAAUAUCAGAGCGAUGCACAAGAGCCCGAAUAAACUCGGCGAUAUUCGUGUCGUCCGAGGGUAGAGGAUUCGAUUCGAUAGAGUUCAUCCGCCGUUACGGUUCCCAGUCGGUGCUAUGCCGGAAGGCGCGUAGUGCCGAGAACGUGUCUGCUGCCGAACGACAGCGCCGUUUCUCCGAAUAUCCCGAAUGGGAGUCCGAAGAGAGCAAACAGAACUGCAGGGUGAAUGGCAACAACAGCUAUGGGAACAGCAGUGCCGCCGGCAACAAUCCGCACCAGGAUUCGAUAGAACUGGUGGAAUGUCAUCGGGAGCCUAGCACCACAUCGAACGUAAUUAGCACUUGCAAUCCGAAAAGUAGCAGCCCUAGCAGUAGCGCCAAUGCCAACAACAAACCGACGCCAAAGCUAUCGAACCUUCCGACGCUCUCGGUAUCGGGGCCAUCGCCACCACACGAGGAAGAAUUUUUGUUAUAAUCUCGAUAGUAAAUUACACCAACACUAGCUGGUCUGGAAUCGCACUCGUAACCCUCUUCGCUCCAUCAUACCAAACCAUGCUCGUGUUGUCGUGUAAAACAAAAGUUUUUGAGUGAAUCAAAAACCUGAUAAUCGAUCGGAAAAAAAGAUUCGUUUCAGGGAAACUAUGUCACAAAAGUACACAAAUCAAAUGAUGAGCUUUAACUACGCCCGAAACACAACUUUUGACUUCUGUUUACAAUUCGAUGCAUGUAUAUACGUGUCUACUAACACAAAAUGAAAACAUUAGCCAUUCAUAUCACGGUACCAAUUCACCUAGCCAAGAUUCCAAAAUGCAAAUGAACAAUAAGAAUGUACACAUCAUAAAUCAGAACAAAGGAUCCGUCAGGCCUUUUUCAAUUGUAUGCAAAUUCCGAAUCGCUGUUCAGCUUUUCCUAAGUUUUAUCCAAUAAAUAUCCUUUCUGGUACCAAAAAAUUUAUCUGCAAUGACAAACUGGAUUAACAUUUACUAUUAUAAUAAUGAACUGAUCUGAUGGCCGAAUUUUAUAACUCUAAGAAUUUUUUUGUUUAGUAUUUUAUUUCAAUUUUAUUAUCACUGGGAGCUACACUUCAAACCUUAACAUGAUCUGCCACCGAUAAAUCUACAUCAACAAAAUGAUUUUUAAGAAGGAACACCCAUCCACGCUUAUAGAACAGAUAUUCAAGCUAAAACAAAAAAUUUCAAAAUAUCGACGUGAACAUUUCAAAUGGGCCUAAUUCCUGCGAAGAAAUUGAUAUUCGUACUUUUACAGACACUACAAAGUACGUAAUAUCAACUUAAUAAAAAAAGUGGAUCAGGGUCAUUUCGCCGAAAACCAUUUAACCGAAAGCCGUUUCGCCGAAAGCCAUUUCGCUAAAAGGGUCAUUUCGCCGAAUCCUGCAAUAGUCUUAAUAUCGUAAUUGGAAUUGACUUAAAAUAAAGACAAACGAAAGAGGGUAGCGUUAACGCCCGUUUUGUUGACCUACAAUUAUACUUGUUGACUAUUAGCUACUAAGCACCAAAGCAAUCGCAUACGUGUCUACCAGGCCAAAGUAUUUGGUAUUUUCCGUUUACUAAUGCCGUUUUUCAUUGAAAAACACUAGUGGCGUGGAUUGCUCUAGUUUUGCAAUUUCGAGCAGAAAUGCAACAUUCUGACGAUGUUUCAUUGCGAUUUCUGCUCGAAAGUGCAAAACCAGAGCAAUCCACGCCACCAGUGUUUUUCAAUGAAAAACGCCAUAAGUGAAAAUGAAAAAAUAUCUAAUGCGACUUCGCCACAUUGUUUUGGUUCGUGUGCUGUUCGAAAGAGCGGUAGCGAGUAAAGUAAAGAAACCUAGCUUUGAAUAGACCGGGCAAACGAGGCGGUUACAGGUUUGUAUGCAAGACGCCGCCGCUUCCAAAGACGGGUCAGCGGGCAAAUCAGGUGCCCUGAAAAAGACCACCACCUUGGCUUCGGUUAUGUAGCUCCGCCACAUCAGUUAUACAGGAGACAUAAUAACACAAAAUAUAAUAAUAUGAUGCAUUCGAAAUUAUCCUUUUGGCGAAAUGUCCUUUUCGGCAAAAUGACCCUUUCGGCGAAAUGACCCUUUCGGUGAAAUGACCCUUUCGACGAAAUGACCCUUUCGGCGAAAUGACCCGCUCCCAAAAAAGUAUGUACUGUUUUAUGGUUUUUAAUUCAUUGCAAUAAAAUAAUUUUUGCAUAUCUUAGAUCAAUCGGGCUCACGCAGAAAGGAAUGUAACCCCUUGAUAAAAGAGAAAGUAAACAAACAGAAUUUGUCAGGCUUUUAGGCCCAUUUAAAAUGUUCUCGUAGAAAUAAAUUUUUUAGGGGCAUUUUAAAAUCUCAGAAAAACAGCCAUUACUGCAAAACGCAAAUGCAUUUUUUUCCGCUGCGGAGAUAAAUUUUCAUGAUUAUCCGUUACUUAUAAGAGAAGAGUGUGUCAUGAUUAAAAAAACUAUUUGAAAAUUUUUCGUUCCACGUCAAUUAAAAUGCACAGCUAUAUUACAUUUUAAUAACGGCAACACAAGAUGACAACUCAUUCCACACAAAGAACUUCAUCAUUACAGUCAUAACUAUUGAAACAAAAUCAUUAAUCACAAUUGUGGUUGAUCUGGCAUCGUGCUGCAUUGACAUGGUUGUGAAUGUUGCUCGCUACUUGAGGCCAAACUGGUACGUGAUUUAAUCCUAAUUAAUUUAUUUAUACGUACCUUUUGAUCGCACCGGUUGUCACAAAUGGAGUUCUCCGCUUUCCACAUGAGCAAAUUGAUUGCUAAAUUAUGUAUUUUUUGGCAAACUUUCAUCUUCUGGGCAAUCAAACUUAUGACUGGGAGUGAAAAACUAGAGUCUCGGAAGCUACCAGAAGUCUUCUUUUACGUAUGUCUCGUCAUCGUCGGCUGUGUGUCCGAGCACGUGGUUUUCCCAUCGUAUUCUGCCGGCCAUUUCGAUUUGAAGCCACGAUUAGAGAGAUCCGGAUUUUCAUGGUGCAUGCGCAAAAUUAUUUUACGCUGCUGACUUCACCUUCGAAGCAUUGCAAAACUAUUACUGUCACUUGCACAAUGUAAACAUUACACACUGCCCAAGUUUCACUUAAAAUUGUAAUUGAAAAUACCCAAUGAUCAAAAAGUUACAGCCUUUUGAAAGUGCUGUAAUUUUAGUUCGUAAAUGCUUUAAUCUCUGUCAUUACUUUCAAAAUGAUAUUGAAUCUAGAAGAAAUAGAAUAGCACCAAUUGUGGACUGUAUGGCGGAUAAGUCAAUUUUCCCUUGUACCACAAUUCAAUUUAAGAUUUCAAUAGAAUAGUUUUCGUGUCGCUACGUCUGGCAAAGCGAUGCAGUGAUGAAAACCUACACCUUCUAGAAAAAAAAUCCUGCAAAUUUCAUAUUCCUACAAAAAAUCCACUAAAUUACAUACUCGUCGUAUAAAUUACAUAGCAUCAAAAGCAAAAAUUUUUACAGUAGAUCUAGCAAAACCAUAGUAUAUGGAUUUAUACUUUCUGUUUCAACAGAGGCAUUGACUAGUGGCUUGUGAGAUCAGCGUUCUAUCUACCACACGUUUAGUGAAAUCUGACAUAUUUUUAAAUAUUAAAACAAAUAAAUUUACGCGCCUGCGGCAUAUGUGACAAAUAUUCAAAUUCUUCUUUGAAUUUCAGUUGUUCUACGAAUAACGUUCUUAUGAUUUGUGUCAUAUGUACAUCUGCGUCACCUAUGAAUUUCAUUUUUUUUUGUUUGGCACAUAUUUCCAUAGCCUAAAAUUAUGAGAAUAACACCAUCAGAGAUAACAUUUUGCGAAAACAUUCCUUUUAACUUGAUGGGUUUCAAAGUAACCCUAUAGAUCGCUUUAUGUGGCAAGAACAAACCAUGAACUGUAUUUGUCAGCAGGCAGAACAGUAAAGUUGAAAUUUGGCUGGUAAAAAAAUUCUACUAUCGCAUGCAGUCUCCAGACCAAAAAACACGAAUGCCAGCGCACUUCGGAAGCGUGGUUGGCCAUGCUAACACGGAAUCGGGCAGAACGACAAAACGACCUCACAUUAAGCGAAAAAUUCACCUUAUUUAUCUGGCCUUCCGAAAAAUUACUUUGUAGACAGAAUUAGGUGGAUGUAGGGAAUUUCGAACCAUUAGUUUUAUCUGGCAUUAUCUGACAUCGAUCUGUACGAAACUUCUGCCAACGUAUUAUUUCUGCAUCAUCUCAUUUUUUUUAUUGGCAGUCGAGCCGAUGUUGUAAUUUAUGCUUUCUACGACUGUCAAGAUUCCAAGAAUCCAAGUGUUUUCGUGCAUUAAAAACUGGAUCAGUUUUCCAAACUUCUAGCGACAUUGAGAAUUAAAUCACACGGCGGUCAUGCAAAGUCUGAAUGCAUACGGAAGUACUGUUCAAUUGGGUUGCUCAAUAAUGACGUUUUAAUUUCUACACUGGUGCUAAAACGCUACAGAGUAGGAUAGAACCAAAUUUUACCAUAUUAUCUUGUCUUGAUGUUUCUGUGCUGUCUUAGCGAUACUUGAUAUUUUCUUGAUAUUUCAUUGAAGGAAUCAAGAAAUUGUACAAUAUCUGUUUAGCAUCAAAAUUAGUCAUUUUAUCUUAUUUCGUUAUUUCAAUUUUAUUAAGUUUAAUUUAUCCAGAAGCUCUAUCUUCAAAUAAAAUAUUAUUGAACAAACUGCAUCAGAAUCUGAUCAAAUAAAUGCUUAUGAGAUUAUUCUAUUCUGAAUAUUUCAAUAUCAAAUAACUGAAAAAUUCACCUUCUGUAAAUAUUUUGUUCUUGCUUUGAUAUUACAAUGAUAGAAUUUUACAUUUUUUUUUAUCAUUCAGACUUUGUUAUGAUUUUUGAUAUUAAAAAAAAACAAUGUUAAUUUCUACCAUUGAGAUGUUUGGAUUUAAUAAUACAGUUUGUUAUUGGUUUGCAAAUCACUUCUACCCGGGGAUACUUAAAGCUCGAACAAAUCUCAUGCGGCAGAACUAUUUGCUAGCCAUCUUUUAGUUUUUUUCGCGUUUUUACUCAACCGAUCAAUAAAAGUGCUUUCAAUGUAUUUAUUGAUAACUGACAAUCAAUUAGCGUCGAGAAUUGCCGAAUGUUCUGAUGAUCUGAUAAUAGAUACGAUAAAUCAGCAUAAGUUAGAUUUCUCACAUUUCCCGACUUUUCAAUGGCACAGCAUUUUCAUGGAUUGAAGGAAGUGAACCACUGCGACCUCUGGUGGCACUAUUUCACCUGUUUCCCCUACAUUAUGAAAUUUUUCUAUCUUUUUAAUUUUAUUUCAAUUGAUAUAAACUUCAAAAAAUACACAAGGCACCACUUCGUCAAAAAAAAGCAUCAUAGAUAUUUACCUGAGUGAAUUCUGCAAAUGAUUGUUUUUAUCGAAAACACGGAAAAAUUCAGCCAAUAGCCCUGAUACACAGUACGUACAGAUGUAACUUUAACUUUCCGACUAGUUAGAUGCCCAUAAAAGAAGUCGCAAUUUCCUACAGUUAUUAGCAAAAAAUGUAAUAUGUAUUGAUAGUGAUUUCUCUACUAAUUUUUCUUAUUCCGUCAUAGAAAUCAAUGUCAUAUGCAAUAUCAAUUCAUCACCUAGGAAAAACACUGCGUGCUUGUGUUCACUCGGAUUCAUAUUAUACAGUAUCAGUUAUUUUAUGUUUCAUAAAGCAUCUUUUGAUGAAUUUCCUCAAAUUGCAUUGCCAAACGAAACCAUACAAUCUGAUGCAAGUUUAUACUAUAUAUACUACCAAGCGAAUCCUCAUUUUGAUUUCCAAUAAAUGCUCGAUUGUAUGCAUCUAGCUACGAGUAAAACCAAUUUCCAAUGUGCCAAUCUAUCACAAAGUGCUAAUAGUUCAAUGGAAUCGUCGUCAAUUGUGCUAUAAACCAAAUAUCUCCUAACUGGAUCUGGCAUGCAACAAUAAAAAAAAGCUAUUAUUGCUGUUCUCUGCUAGUUGAAUCGUUCCUCUCAUUGCUUGGCACCACAAUAUGAAUUCAUCGAGCAUCAUUCGAACGAAACAUGCAUCCAGUCCGAAAGUGGUAGUAGAAAACGCAAUUUCGAUUUAUCGUAAGAUCUGGGUAAUUGUAUUUAUCAAGUAUUUAUAUUCACCACACUAUAACUCGGCUCAUAGUCACAUGGAUUACGCUAGACCUAUGCUCCUGCUCUCAAACCUGUUUUAUUCGAUCUGGUGAUGUAAUGAUGCCUUUCUCAUUUUCUCAUUUAUAUUAGAGUAAGAAGUAAGUUUUUUUGGGCUUCUACAAAUUGGAUCAAAUUUGAGAUUUUUCUUAGUUUUGCAUCUUCAAAUGAUGAUUUGCAAUUUGGUAUAUGAAACCAUGCGUGUGUUGGGGAAGAAAAGCAAAAUUUCACGAAAAAAACACGCGUCCAGAUUUGACACAAAGUUAAUAACCUAAUCGGAUGCCGAAACUUACGUCCAGGCGAAACUUCUGUUAACUUUCGGCGCAAUUAUAUUUCGUAGUUUAGUCUAAGCAAAGUUUGAAAAUAAGUUCCUGAUCUUGAAGUUUGAAGUUUGAAAAUAAGUUACUGAUCUGGCAGGCGAUUUGGGGAUGUGCUGAAAUAAAUGUUCCCUUCAUCCAACCCAUUCUGGAACAAUCAACACUGCAAAAUUUGCAAAGAAGUUCCUGAUCUUGCCAGCGAUUGGAGAGUGUAGAGAGUUAAAAAAUGACAAAUGGUAAUCAUAACUUAUGUAAUAAAAGAAAAUAAAGUCGUUCCAUGACUAUUCGUUUUUAAUUCUGCAUGUCACACAUAUAAAUUAGGGGUUAAUGAGGUAAAACGUACUCCCUAAGGAAAUGUUGCUAUAUCUUAACUAUAGAGAUUAACACGGAAGAGUUUCAUGCAUGACUAUCUUCCGUAAUCAUUAUUUCUCAAAAUUACGUACAAAUACUCGCUGAAUGCAUUGAAAAAUAUAUGAAAUAUCUUUUUUUCCAAAAUCCUUAAAAAUUUUCUAUUGAAAUCUAUACGGGGCAUGACGCCCGAUCGAGGAAAACAUGGAAAAUAUACAAUUUAAAUUACGCGAAGUGCGAUUAUCUGAACAUAGAGGCAGGAUGAUCUUAAACAACGGGCGAACAUCCAUCAAAACAACGGAUUAUAGCUCAUGAUAACAACGGGGCAAUAUGCACCCUCACAAAGCUUCUACUUCUUAUUCAAAGAAAGCUUUAGACUUUUCGUUGACGAAAUAUUUGCCAGAUGGAAGAUUGUUCACUAUUAUUCAUUAAAUUGAUAACUUAUGGAUAAUUUUUGUAAGCGAAUUCUUGAGCAUUUUGCCUCACACAAUUUGAAUCAUUUUGCCCCAAAAAUAUGAGAUGAUAAAUUUGACGAUUUUCUAUAAAAUUGCAACUACAGCGUCUGUAUUAGAACUAAUUUUAAAAACCCGAAUGAUUGGCAGAGAACUUCACUGGUUACGUAAUUAAAAUCGUAAUAUCCUCACCCUAGAAAACUACUAUGGAACGAACAUCAAAAAUUACUUAUAACAGAGACAUAAUCGUUUUUUUUUUAAUUUUUCCAGAUAUGAUUGAACCAUCGCUACCAAAAUUUUAUCGUAAUCUGUUGUUAUGGCGGACUUUCAGUUUCAUUAAAAUUUCAGUGAAAAAAAUUGGUAACUUUUGAGAAAAGCAAAAGGUGCAUUAUGCCUCGGGGGUGCGUUUUACACCAUCUUCCCCUAAAUGAAAACUUGCUUAACUAUGAGAAGAAACAAAUCUUAGUUUUGAGUGAAACCCAAACCAUUUGUCAUUUCACAGUACUAAUUUUACUAUAAUUGAAUGUGACGCUGGCGUGUCUCUGGCUAUCGGUUGCUGACAGAGUUCAAACUUCACACGAUGUGUCAUAUCAAGACUCGCGUGCGAGUUUGUUACAUUCAAUCAAAGCAACCAUUUCAGGAUUAGCGUGUCGCGGUAUUGUACACUGAUAAAAAUAUGUACGAUCGAUUCAUAUGUAAAUAGCACUUCAAUUUAAUGUGCUUUUUCAUUUCAAUACAAAACCAAUACGAUUUAUUUUAAGAUUUCAUAUGCAAAUAUAUAUGCACUUCAUUUUCUAAUGGAAAUGAGUACAGCAGAAAUGUAAGUGCAAAACACUUGAUUCGGUCAACUGUGUUUCAAUUGAAAUCUAUAUGAAAACAAUGUGACAUUCAUAUGAAAUUCAAAUAGAAUUCUAGAGAUAACGAUAUAGCUUAUCAUUUUGAUGUGCUUUUCAGAUAAAUGUAACAUGACUUCGACUAAAUAUCAACGGGUUUUACACUCACUUUAUGAGUUAAGUGUAUGAAUUUCAUGUGUUCUACAAGUAGUGAUAGUUCAAAUGCUUUGCACGUGAUGCUAGAGUGCAAAUUAUUUUCAGUGUAGCAGCAACAUUAUUCUGCACUAAAACAAUAAUCACAUCAUAGUUACGUGAAAAGUUAUGUGAAUAUCUUCCACCCUUGUUUAAAGUCACAUGGUUAUUUUUUCAGAUUUUUAUAUAAAUCAACAGGAUUCUUACCCUGAAAAAUUAAACAUUUGUUUUAGAAAAAUAGCACAGAAGUUCAAUGACUGAAAAAACCACAAAAACCGAUAACAUUGUGGGAGUGAGUUUGUGAGGCUGACAAAAUCGGCAUAGCUGAAAUAUCAAUUUCAAUCGAAAUCACAAUUCUUUUUUAUUUGUUAUAAAAAAUAGUGAAUAAAAAAAUUACGCAAACUUUCAAGCUACUUACGCUUUAAAGUAGAUUGUUUGACAUUUGGUCAAUUCACGUAACUAAAUCGAACGUAAAUUCUAAUCGAUGUCAGUUGGACUGUCUCUUCCGGUUACUUGUCCCGACGCCAUCUUGAUGAGAUCAAAAUCGAAACUUCAAAAUCAGCUGAAUGCAAUGUAAAUGAACAUUCAAUCGGUUUACCUUGCUUAUUGCACGAAGAGAGUUAGAGAUUUUUGGAUCGAGCAGAUAGUGUUUUGGGACAUCAAGUGCUAGUAAUUUUCACAAUUUGAGAGCCGCUCUAAACACGAGGGGCCCAACGUAAUCGGUGUACUUUUGAAUGGCAGAUGCUAAAAUACCGGUGUCAGAUGGCUGAUCUUUUACAGACAGACGCAAUCUUUUUCCCACAUUGAUGAUCAUAACAAAGGAAUGUCUAUUUCUGUAAACGUUUCAAGAAAUGAGUCGUUGAAGAAGUUUUUUCGAGGACGCGUUUUAGAAAUCAUGAUUGUCGAUGUCCACUGUAUCUCAACGCAGAAUUAUCAGAAAUCAAAGCAACAAAGUUGUAGUUAAUUUUUUUAAACCCCAACGUUUUUAUUUGCUUAAUCCUUUUAAUUUUUUUCUAUUUUUUGGUAGUUGGUUGAAGUCAAAACUACGAUGGCAGAUUUUUGGAUUACUAAGAAAUAGCAAAAUGUAUGAAAAUAAUUUGAAAAAAAUAUUGGAAUACGCCACACCUUUGCAGAUAUUAGAUGUACAUUCGCAUUUAAUGCCCAGAGGCGCUAGAUGUGAUAAAAUUUUUGAGACCAACUAUGGUCUAUGAAAAUUAGUGAGCUACUGAAUUAGGAAACAAACAUGAUAAAUCGAUACUCAAAUUAAAAUAAUGUUAGAACUUACUCAAAGUGGACGAAUAGGCAAGCUACGCACUAACUCUGAUGAAGUUUCAAAUUUUGGUCUCUCGCUUCCAAAAAUGAUACAAGAAGUUUCAAACCACCUAUGGGUAUUAUUGGACUCAUUUAUUUCGCUGACCAGCAAUAUGGAUAUCCGUUGUAUUUCAUCCAGUUUUACAUGUAAACAUGUGACUUUUGACAACUCAGAAUGAGAUCUUAAAUCUCAAAUGUAUUUUCAUGCCGGAGCACACAAAUGGUUAUAAAAUGAUCGGAUAGUUCUUUAUUUUUUAAUCUGUGAAGUUUAGUUUUUAAUUUUGGACGCAAAAUAAGAUUUCCACAUGGAAAAAUCGGAUCAGGAUGAUUUCGCCGAAAGCCUUUUCACCGAAAGCCAUUUCGCCGAAAGAGUCAUUUCACCGAAUGACAUUUCGCCGAAAGGGUCAUUUCAUCGAAUGCCAUUUCGCCGAAAGGGUCAUUUAACCGAAUCCUUCAAUUGUCUUAUUAUUGCAAUUAGGAUUGAUUCAAAGUAAAGACAAAUGAAAGAUGAUGAUGUUUUUGCCCCUUUUAUUGACAAUCGUAGUUCUGAAAUAUUUCAAUAAAAAAUAACGGAUAAAAAGUUUUUUAAAUAACGAAUAAAUUUAUUUCCUCGCGUUUAAUCCAGAAUGACUACUCUCUUGAAUAUUAUUUUUCAGAUUGAUUCAUGAUCCUUAAAAUAAGUUCCCAACAAAGCUUGUUGACUUUAUCAGUAACUAAGCACCAAAGUAACGACCUUCGACGAAAUGAUCCAUUCGGUGAAAUGGGUAUCUUUGAUUAUCUUAUCAAAAAUCAAAAUAUCAAAUGAACGAAAAUAUUGGCGCAUUUCUCAUGUAUGUAUUUGUCCUGUUCUUGAAAAUAUUCAAUAUUAACUUUAAAAUUGUUUCAUUCUGAUAGUUUCCGAACUAGUUUUUUUAUUUACGAUUACUUAACCACUUUCAACCGCAAAUUCGACGUAAACAUUUCAUAAGGUCGCAUAACCCAACGAGAGUUUUUCUUUGUUUACUUUCUCUUCUGUUAAAAACUCCUAAUUUUCACGUUUACUUACAAAAUAUUCGCGUAAAAUAAAACACAAUAUUUCUAUAUUUCUCAUAGUACGAACAUUGAUAUAAUAACGCAUAUAUAGUCUAAAGAGAAAGUAAACAAACAUAAUCUGUCAAUUGUUUUUAAGGCCCUUUUGAAAUUCGGAAAACUAUCAGCUCAGGCUAAAAUCCAUGUAAGAAUUAACUUUGACUUUUGACUACAAUAAUUUCAACUCCAGUGCUUUUGAAAAGCAACUUAGAAUUCUUGGGAACUCGUAGCAUGCAAAAGGUACCAGUAACAAAUUCAAGAUCAGUAAAAUUUGAUUAAUUCGGAAAGGCCAGUCAGAACCACUAAGCUAUUUAGACUUUCAAAUACGUAAAACCUAGCAAAUUUAUACCUUGAUGCUUCUAACAAAAAGAACAAUUUACACAUUACUUGAUUUUACAAACAAAAAUCAUGUUUCCGUUGUCGACUCAUUAUUGUACAACAGUUCUAAUCAAGUUGCUCUCGUCACUUUAUACUGCUAACUAGACACAAAGUUUACUGAGCUUCAACAACAUGUUUGGGCAAUUGAUCGCUACGAAAGUCAACUAAUUUUACAUUUUACCAGUGACUCAAUUUCAAACUACUGAAUGACCAGAGUGAUGAAUCGGAGACGAAAUAAAAUGAUUUAUGUCCAUUUUGCACAAAACGUCCCUGCUGUAACUAAAGUCUUACAUCUGCGGAUCGAAUACUGAUUUCAUAAGAGUCAUCCAGACACAAAAAAGCACAUGUUGUUUUAGCUUGAAGGAUAUAAUAUAUUUUAUUUUCAUAACAAUAUAUAGUGAAACAAAUCCCACAAAGAAUAGUCUACAAAGAAAAACCGAGGAAAUUAUGAAUAGGCAGGAUGUUAAAAAAGGGCAGAUCGUUCACAGCCAGCGGAAAUCACAAAGAUAUACGGGACCAUUUUGUGUCUUGCUGUAGAUUCCCUCCAGAAGUUAAGAGUAGCAAAGAGUUUAGAGAAAAGGAGCUUUCAAAACAGCUUGAUAUUUUCCGAAAGCGAGCGAUGAGCGAGAAACUUAACAAAAAAAAGUUUCAAUUUAUAAAUCCAAUCGAUGUCAAUGUGUACUGUUUUGAAGUUUUUUCAUAGAUAUGAUAUACAUUCAGAGAGCAUAAAUAAGCAUACCCCAUAAAAAAUUUCCACUUGCAGAGAAAUUUUCUACAAAUAUACCCCGAAGAUGAAAAUAUCCAUUUUACACAGACAAAUGAGGACAGAAAAAAGGAUGUUUCAUAAUUAAAUUUUACAUAGAUUAAUCAUAAACUGAGCGUCGGAAGAGACUAAGUACUAAAACCCAUUCCUGGACUUAGGGAAACUAUGAAGAAUUAAGCCUUACUACUCCUGAAAUUUUCUGAAAAUAAAAUAAAUGUAAAGAAACACCACUUAUUUAUAAAAGAAUAUAUUUGUACAUGAAAACAAAUGUAAAUGUACGAUUUUACUCUUCUCCAACUCUAAACAUAUCCUGUCUUGUUAAUUCUAUUCAAAGUACUAUUCUAUUCUUCUAACUAAUUGCCGUCUAUCUCUAUACUCUACUGUUAUUGCUGUCCAUAGUGCUAAUUCCUAUUUACAAGAUUCUGAAACGUUCCAAACCGAUCUCCUACCUAUUUGAAAUAUUUCAAUUUAUUCUUCUACCUAAUCACACACACACACAACGAGGACCACAUUCGAUAUGAUAUCACAUUUUUCUAAAGCCUUAUCUCAACGCGAUAAUAAUUUUACCGUUCAACAAAUCAUGGUAGCCAAACUUGAAAACAAAAAAACAACCGUACUUCAACCGUUUCGAAACUGAUAUAACUACAUAUAUUCUAGUAGAGCAACUGAAAACGACAAUUUUGUAGUAGUAAAUAAAACAAAUUUAGUAGGCGCAAUUCUGUUGAAUGAAUUUUACUUGUUUGUACAUCUAGUAGAUUUUAUGUAAAAGUAGAUCUAGUGAGUAUCACAGGCUCAAACGAAUUGUAGAAAUACAUUGAACGUACAUAAGCCGGUAUAUCUCGAAGACUAAUACAGAAUCUAAAUAAUAAAGAUCGAUGACUUUUGAUUGAACAUAA